AGUCUUUUCUCUUCCUCCUCCUUUAGCCACAGAUCCAACCACCAUGCUGAGCGGCCUGGCCCGUACGCACUCUGCUGCUGCUGCUACUGCUGCGACGAGCACUGUGGCCCUGCGCGUCCACGCGUUGCGCAGCUCUCUCGGCUCGGCGCUCCAGCCGCGCUCUCUGGCCUCCUCUGCGAUCGCCCGUGCCUCGCAGCAGGGCGUUCCUGGCGUGAUUGCCGUGCGCCGCGAGAACAAGAACCGCUGGGAACGCCGCGCGCCCAUCUCGCCCGCCAACGUGCGCACGCUGCUCGAAGCCCCGACUGCGCCAGGAACCCCGCCCGUGCGCGUCCUCGUCCAGCCGUCCAACCUGCGCGCCUUUGCAGACUCAGAGUAUCAGAAGGCCGGCGCCGUCAUCACGGAGGACAUUAGCCAGGCAAACCUGAUCAUCGGCGUCAAGGAGGUCCCUGUCAAGGAGCUGAUUGCCGAUCGCACAUACAUGUUCUUUUCGCACACGCACAAGGCUCAGCCGUACAACAUGGGCAUGCUUGACGCAAUGCUGCAGAAGAACGUUCGCCUGGUCGAUUACGAGCGAAUGGUCGACGACAAAGCUGCCCGCGUUGUCAAGUUUGGCGAUUAUGCAGGCGUGGCGGGCAUGAUUGACUUUUUGCACCUCCUCGGCGAUCGCUUCCUUGGGCUUGGCUAUCACACUCCAUUCCUGUACGUCGGCUUUGCGCACAGCUACAACCGCAUCGAGCACGCUCUUAAGGCCAUCAACAUGCUGGGGAAGGAGAUUGCCACGAACGGCAUUGCUCGCGACGUGGCGCCAGUCAUUAUUGGCUUCACUGGCGACGGCGCCGUCUCCCGCGGUGCUCGUCAAAUGUUCAGCGCUCUGCCUCAUAAGUGGGUGACGCCCGAGGAGCUUCCCGCCAUUGUCAAGGCAAAAGAUCCUUACACCAUCUACGCCGUGCUGAUCAAGUCGAACGAUUACAUUGAGCCCAUUGAUGCAAACGCAACCUUUGAUAAGCAGGACUACUACAAGAAUCCCCAGAAGUACCGCUCCGUCUUCCACACCAAGAUUGCCCCGUACUUGACUGCUGUGGUGAACGGCAUCUACUGGGAACAAAAGUAUCCUCGUUUGAUGACCACCAAGCAGACCCAAGCCCUCGCUGCAGAGAAGAACCUGCGCAUGAUUGGCCUUGCAGACAUUACGGCAGAUCCCAAUGGAUCCUUUGAGUUUAUGACCCGGUGCACGUCGAUUGACGAGCCCUACUUGAUCUAUGACGUUGAGAAGAACGAGUCUCACACCAACAUGGAGGGCAAGGGCAUCAUGAUUCUCUCUGUGGACAAUCUGCCUGCCGAGCUGCCCAUCGAGUCCAGCGAGUACUUUGGCGACCGUCUGACUCCGUUCUUGCGAAACUUGUCUCUUUCCGAUGGCCUCAAGCCGUUCCAGCAGCAAACUGAGCUCGAUCCGGUUGUCCGUCGAGCUGUCAUCACAGCCAACGGCUCCCUCACGCCAAACUUUGCGUACAUUUCGCAGCUUCGUGCUGCCUACCGUGCGCGCCAAAAGAAAAUCCUGCUGCUCGGCUCAGGCUUGGUCGCAACUCCGCUUGUCGACUACCUCAAGCGCUUCCCAGACACCAUUGUGACUGUUGCCAGCGUUGUUGAAGCUGAGGCGAAGGCUUUGGCCGGUGACCAUCCUCAAGUGUUUGCCAAAGCGCUCGACGUCAGCAACAAGCCGGCACUGGAACGCUUGGUGAUGGAUCAUGAUCUCGUCGUCAGCUUCAUCCCGGCCACCAUGCACGUCCCUGUCGCUGAGGUCUGCAUCCAAUUGCGCAAGCACAUGGUGACAGCCAGCUACAUUUCACCUGCGAUGAAGGCGCUUGACGCGAGCGCCAAGGCAGCUGGUAUUACGAUUCUCAACGAGAUCGGCCUCGAUCCUGGUAUUGAUCAUCUGUCCGCGAUGAAGAUUAUCGAUGAAGCCAAGGCGGCUGGCGACAAGGUCACCUCGUUUGUGUCAUGGUGCGGCGGCCUGCCUGCGCCUGAAAACAGCAGCAACCCGCUUGGUUACAAGUUCAGCUGGAGCCCGCGCGGUGUCUUGCUGGCUGGUCUGAACGCCGCUCGGUUCCGGCGCAACAAGCAGUUGGUCGAGAUUGCCUCUGGCCAGCUCUUCCGCCACGCCGAACCCGUCGACAUCUACCCUGGCUACGCGCUCGAGGGCCUUGCCAAUCGCGACUCUCUGUCCUACGCCGACACGUACACCAUUCCGGACGUUGACACCAUGUUCCGCGGCACUCUUCGCUUCAAGGGCUUUUCUGUCCUCAUGUCUGCGUUGCACUCAAUUGGCUUGUUUGACGUCACUCCCAACGAGCAACUCGCGCAAAACCAAAGCAAAACUUGGCGCGAGGUCAUGCAGACUUUGAUUCCUGCCGGACAGCGCACCGGGGACAUCCAGUCUUACUUUGUCGACAAGGUUGUGGCGGCUCAUCCUGGCUUGGAUCAGCGUGAGCUGCAGCGCAUCAUUGACGCCUUCUCGUGGUUUGGUCUCUUCUCAGACCAACCCGCAGGUCUCCGUGGCACGUACUUGGACACGCUCUGCGAGCUGCUACAGCGUCGGUUGGCGUAUGGCAAGGGCGAGCGCGACAUGGUUUUGCUCCACCACGACAUUUUGAUUGCUCGUGCCGGCAAGAAGACGCCCGAGCGUCGUCAAUCCACUCUGAUUGCUUACGGCGAUCCGAACGGAUACACUGCGAUGGCCAAGACUGUCGCCCUUCCUGCCGCCAUUGCGGCUUACUCCAUCUUGGACGGCACGAUCAAGCGUCGAGGCGUUCUUGCCCCUGUCAACAAGGACAUUUACGAGCCGCUGUUGACCAAGUUGGAAGCCGAAGGCAUCGAGUGCAUCGAGCGCACCAUCUAGUCAUUCGUCAUAAAGUGGUUGUUUUGAUGUCAACGUUCAUACAUUCGAAUUGGGAUUGUGAAAUAAUGGGCUGGCGGCGGGAGGGAG
Messenger RNA from Capsaspora owczarzaki ATCC 30864, 2983 nucleotides. RefSeq names its product lysine ketoglutarate reductase/saccharopine dehydrogenase. The coding region runs from base 44 to 2896 and encodes 950 amino acids. Gene Ontology annotation, molecular function: saccharopine dehydrogenase activity. The transcript is spliced from 17 exons. The record is from RefSeq and is a predicted model, not a curated record. Gene Ontology annotation, cellular component: cytoplasm. Lineage: Eukaryota; Filasterea; Ministeriida; Capsasporidae.